Amborella trichopoda is the source of this 759-nucleotide messenger RNA. The record is from RefSeq and is a predicted model, not a curated record. NCBI's taxonomy places the organism in Eukaryota, Viridiplantae, Streptophyta, Magnoliopsida, Amborellales, Amborellaceae.
UCGCCUGAGAAACAAAAAAUGGCCCUUUUAGGGUUUAAGAAAAGGCUUCAACAAAUGGAGGAAACUAGAAACCAGAGGCUUUCUCUUCUCCAGGCAGAGAAAGAGCUUCAAGAAAAGAAAUCUGAGCUUUUAAUGGCGAAAUUCUCCUAUCUGAGGCACCUAGAGCAGAAUGAGCAAGAGUCGGCUUCUCUAGAUUUCGAAAUCUUGGAUAAGAAAACCGAAGUUGAGAAAUGCCACCUUAAAUACCAGAAAACAACAGAGAAGAUAAGGCGUGCCUUUAAUUAUUUGAGGAUGAUGUGAUUUAUAAUCGGAAUUGCAUAUUUGAUACAAGGAGGUCACAAUUAUUAUUGACAAUUAUAUGAGAAAUUGAGUGGAUAGGGAUGGGUCUUUGAUUGGACAUAAAUCUGCAAAUAAAUUUUUAUGAAUAUUGUCAGAUACUUUAAUAUAUAGGACUCGUCAUCCAAUAGUUAAAAAUGAUUGUUAUUUUCUUGUAUUAAAAAUAAUUGGGCAUACAAUUCCCUAUAAACCACACCAGAAUGACCGUGAUAUUUUCGAAAAACAGGUAUCCUUGUACUAUUUUUGAAACGUGAACACGCUUGCAGCAACCCAAUUAAAGGACUGUUGGAAAUACACAGUUAAGGCUUCUAUCUAAUGUUAACCGCACUAGAAUGACCGUGAUAUUUUAGGGCAAUUCAUAAAAAGGGUGUGGUUAGCUUAGGCUCUAAACGAUCAAAUUAGACCCUACCUUCAAAUAGUAUA